Plasmodium gonderi is the source of this 942-nucleotide messenger RNA. RefSeq lists its product as hypothetical. NCBI's taxonomy places the organism in Eukaryota, Apicomplexa, Aconoidasida, Haemosporida, Plasmodiidae. The transcript has 7 exons. The coding region runs from base 1 to 942 and encodes 313 amino acids. The record is from RefSeq and is a predicted model, not a curated record.
AUGUUUUCUUCAACUAAAAUCGUACAUGAACAUGUUAAUUGUACAAAGGGACGUACUUUUAUAGUAUAUUCAAAAAAUUUGUUACCCAGUGACAAAACAAGUAGCAGUUCUACAGGUACUUCAAAUCUAGAUAAGAAUUUCGAUAGCAACAAUGAAAAGGCAAUUGUACUUCUUUUGCAUGGGUUAAAUGGCGGUACUCACCAAUACGAGAAAUUGAUGAACUCAUUAAUUAACUCCAACCAUGUGUUUAUAUCACUAGACUUUUAUGGUCAUGGAAAUAGCAUUUUGUCACAAAACCUGAACAAAUUUACCGAGCGAUUAUACACAGAACAAAUUUACGACGUUCUAAAGUGUAAAAAUAUUUUAAAUGCAAAUUUCAUUAUCGUUGCUUUUUCUAUGGGAUGUAUCAUAGCUACACACCUAUCUGGAGAAAACAAAAUAAAAAUAAAGAAGUUUUGUUUAAUCAGUGCAGCUGGACUAGCGAAACCAAGACACCGAUUUUUAAUUUUUUUGUUAAAAUACAAUAUAAGCAUUUGCUUAAGACUGGCGAAGAAGUACAGCCAUUUGAUGAUUUCCGAGGAUGCAAUUAAAAAUGAAUAUUACAACUUCGAAAAUAAUGUAGAAGAUGCCAUUAAACGGUAUUCCAUACUACGGGAAAAUCAUGAAAAAUUUAUAGAAACAUUUCUAAAGGUACUAACCGGAAUUAAAAUUCAAGAUUCGAAGAAGCACUAUUCUGCCUUAUUAAAAACGAAUGCAGAAGUUCUUUUUAUUUAUGGGAAGGAGGACAAGCUAACUCCUUAUUCAUAUACCAUAAAAUUUUUGGAGAAAAAACAAAAAUAUGUUCAGAAUGUGAAAAUGGUUAUUUUACCUGAAUGUUGCCACCUUGUGAUACAUGAAAAAUAUCAUGAAUUGGUUCAGCACUUGCUAUGCUUUUUGCAUUAA